This is a messenger RNA of Effrenium voratum, 366 nucleotides long. Lineage: Eukaryota; Dinophyceae; Suessiales; Symbiodiniaceae. The record is from the annotation of a GenBank genome assembly.
AUGUCCCCAGUCGCCGCUGCCAGCCGGUUGUUACCAGCGCAGCAGCGAAGUGCAGACGCCUUGCUCGGUGCUCACAAGUUGGCUUCCAAUGUAUGGCUCGUGCUGCCGCCAAAUUUGAAGGGUGAUCAGGGAAAGACUUGCUCAGAUGACAUCUUUGACAUUGUUGGGUUCGGUUGGCAGCGGGUGUCCAGCUUGACUUCCACAUUGAGCUUGUUGCUUGAGAGGGUUGGCAGGCCGCCGGUUGUGUUUUUCGUUGCGAGGCAACGCUUGCUGGCUGCCAAGCUGAUGUUGGCUUGGCAUGUUCUGGCGAGACAUGUUCAUUGUUUUUGUCACUCGAGCAAGACCAAAAGCCAACAGGCUCACUGA